Messenger RNA from Amphibalanus amphitrite, 2741 nucleotides. Its product is annotated as protein transport protein Sec61 subunit alpha-like. The record is from RefSeq and is a predicted model, not a curated record. The transcript is spliced from 7 exons. Gene Ontology annotation, molecular function: signal sequence receptor activity; ribosome binding; transmembrane protein transporter activity. Bases 789 to 2219 code for a protein of 476 amino acids. Lineage: Eukaryota; Metazoa; Arthropoda; Thecostraca; Balanomorpha; Balanidae. Gene Ontology annotation, biological process: post-translational protein targeting to membrane, translocation; SRP-dependent cotranslational protein targeting to membrane, translocation. Gene Ontology annotation, cellular component: Sec61 translocon complex; membrane.
UGGCGCAGUUUUUGAAUUUCUGCGCCAUUGCUGCUCAGAGGCGAAUCUCAUAUUUCAAAUUAAUCUCAUUAUGACGUCAUCAGAGUAAUAUUGCUCCUGAGUCCUGUUCCUCAGCAUCUUACAAGAGUUUUAGGAUAAAAUAUAAAUCAGACAGUGAAAAUACUUCUUUCUCUAAUGCAAAACACGGACGCAGCAACUAAAGAGUGAUCGACAAUUGACAAAUGAUCACACAAAGCACACACAAGGGUCAAAUCAAGGCCAUAUAUAGGGUCAAAUGAAGACUUUGAUAGCAUUGAAAGGGCUUAUCGUAUUGAUUUAUUAUCAGUUUUCCUGAGAAGACAAAUAACUGCAUUUUCCACGCUGACUAUAAAUAGCAUUUUCAGCAUCAUCCACAAACGAAGUGACAACAGUGCUAUGCCAUCUAUGAGGCAUCGUGCGAUAUAUCACUUCGUUAUAGGUGGCGGUAGCUGUGGUGCGCCGAAUGAAUGAGACACCUAGCGGUCAUUUGAUAAAACUGUCGCCAGAUCACUGAUCACGUGACCAAAUACGCCUGCUACGUGGAGAUCGCCGGUCACUGGCGCACGGACGCGGCGGAUCUGUUUGUGUUGGCUCCUUUCGAAUUGCCCCGUGUGAUUGUGGCAAGCCUGAUAGGGAAAGUCGUUCAUUUUCCAUUCUAGAUUGAGUGCGACAAAUUUUUGUGUCAUAGAUGUUGUAGAGUGAAAGGAGUUUCGUCUUACCGCCCUUGUACGGCCUGUGUUUUUAAUAUCUGCACUGAAUAGAAGACUGAAAUGGGCUUUAAAUUUCUGGAUGUAAUAAAGCCCUUUUGUGGCAUUCUACCAGAAAUCGCCAAACCUGAAAGAAAAAUCCAGUUCAGGGAAAAGGUGCUAUGGACAGCAGUCACUCUCUUCAUCUUCUUAGUUUGUUGUCAGAUCCCGCUGUUUGGCAUAAUGUCGUCCGACUCUGCCGACCCGUUCUACUGGAUCCGAGUGAUCCUGGCGAGUAACCGCGGCACCCUCAUGGAGCUGGGUAUCUCGCCCAUCGUCACCUCGGGCCUUAUCAUGCAGCUGCUGGCCGGAGCCAAGAUCAUCGAGGUCGGCGACUCACCAAAGGACCGCGCCCUCUUCAACGGAGCUCAGAAACUGUUCGGUAUGAUCAUCACCGUGGGCCAGGCGAUCGUGUACGUGCUGACGGGCAUGUACGGCGACCCGUACGACAUCGGCGCCGGCGUGUGCCUGCUCAUCAUCCUGCAGCUGUUUGUGGCCGGCCUGAUCGUGCUGCUGCUAGAUGAGCUGCUGCAGAAGGGAUACGGACUCGGCUCGGGCAUCACGCUCUUCAUCGCCACCAACAUCUGCGAGACCAUCGUCUGGAAGUCGCUCAGUCCGGCCACCGUCAACACAGGCCGCGGUACUGAGUUCGAGGGCGCCCUGAUCGCGCUGUUCCAUCUGCUAGCCACGCGCCAGGACAAGGUGCGCGCUCUGCGCGAGGCCUUCUACCGGCAGAAUCUGCCCAACCUGAUGAACCUGCUCUCCACCCUGGUCAUCUUCGCCGUGGUCAUAUACUUCCAGGGCUUCCGUGUGGACCUGCCGAUCAAGUCAGCCCGCUACCGUGGCCAGUACAGCAGCUACCCCAUCAAGCUGUUCUACACGUCCAACAUUCCCAUUAUCCUGCAGUCGGCGCUCGUCUCCAACCUCUACAUCAUCUCGCAGAUGCUGGCGGUCAAGUUUCACGGUAACUUCUUCGUCAACCUGCUGGGUGUGUGGGGUGACGUGGGUGGCGGCGGCCCGGCGCGUUCGUACCCGAUCGGCGGCCUCUGCUACUACCUCUCGCCGCCCGAGUCGCUCGGUCACAUCGCCGAGGACCCGCUGCACGCCCUGCUCUACAUCGUCUUCAUGCUGGGCUCGUGCGCCUUCUUCAGCAAGACGUGGAUCGAUGUGUCCGGCUCGUCGGCCAAGGACGUGGCCAAGCAGCUGCGCGAGCAGCAGAUGGUGAUGCGCGGCCACCGCGAGAAGUCGAUGAUCCACGAGCUGAACCGCUACAUCCCCACUGCUGCGGCGUUCGGCGGCCUCUGCAUCGGCGCGCUGUCCGUCAUCGCCGACUUCAUGGGCGCCAUCGGCUCCGGCACCGGCAUCCUGCUGGCCGUCACCAUCAUCUACCAGUACUUUGAGAUCUUCGUCAAGGAGCAGAGCGAGAUGGGCGGCAUGAGCACGCUGCUGUUCUGAGCGGCUGGCGCUGUCGGCCGCUCUGGGUGUGCAGGUGGGGCCGGUGGGCGGCUGUCUCCGCCGCCCGGCCGCCGCACUCCCCGCCCGGCGACUAUUUAUUUGUGUGUGAGCGGCGGAGCCUCUCGAGUCUGUCCUCCUCUGUUGUCUGUAUGUGACUGGGUGCAGGGCAGAGGUGCCGCUCCGUCCGAUUUCCGCUAUUCCGCGUGCGGGGCCGGUUCGGCCCGGUCUCAACUGGGUGAGAGGGUUCAGAUUUCUCCGGGACUGAGUGAGCCCUGAGACUGGGCAACGUGAAUGCGCGGCCUUGGACGGUCUUGGUGAGACAGUGACGGUGACGGCUAUGUGCUGAGGGUUCAGGGCGUACGACGCAGUUGUUAACCGAACGGUUGUUGUAUUUAGUUGCGAACGAGAUAUUAUCACUGAGACCAUUGUGCGACUUCCUUCAGUAUUUCAGCAAGUGAGAGCAGUUGGUGUAAAUUGAACACAAUCCCAGAAGUGACAAUACAAAAACAUCGACGACAUUAA